AUGAUACAUCUCUCACAACUCCUACAUCACCCACAACUCUACAUCUCUCACAACUCUACAUAUCCACAACUCUACACCUCCACAAUUCUACAUCUCCCACAACUCUACAUAUCCACAACUCUAUACCUCCACAAUUCUACAUCUCCCACAACUCUACAUAUCCACAACUCUACACCUCCACAAUUCUACAUCUCCCACAACUCUACAUAUCCACAACUCUAUACCUCCACAAUUCUACAUCUCCCACAAUUCUACAUCUCCCACAACUCUACAUCUCCACAACUCUAUACCUCUACAAUUCUACAUCUCCCACAACUCUACAUCUCCACAACUCUAUAUCUCCACAAAAUUCUACAUCUCCCACAACUCUACAUAUCCACAACUCUAUACCUACACAAUUCUACAUCUCCCACAAUUCUACAUCUCCCACAACUCUACAUAUCCACAACUCUAUACCUCCACAACUCUAUACCUCCACAAUUCUACAUCUCCCACAACUCUACAUCUCCACAACUCUAUACCUCCACAAUUCUACAUCUCCCACAACUCUACAUCUCCACAACUCUAUACCUCCCACAACUCUACAUCUCCACAACUCUAUACCUCCACAAAAUUCUACAUCUCCCACAACUCUACAUCUCCACAACUCUAUACCUCCCACAACUCUACAUCUCCACAACUCUAUACCUCUACAAUUCUACAUCUCCCACAACUCUACAUCUCCACAACUCUAUAUCUCCACAAAAUUCUACAUCUCCCACAACUCUACAUAUCCACAACUCUAUACCUACACAAUUCUACAUCUCCCACAAUUCUACAUCUCCCACAACUCUACAUAUCCACAACUCUAUACCUCCACAACUCUAUACCUCCACAACUCUAUACCUCCACAAUUCUACAUCUCCCACAACUCUACAUCUCCACAACUCUAUACCUCCACAAUUCUACAUCUCCCACAACUCUACAUCUCCCACAACUCUACAUCUCCACAACUCUAUAUCUCCACAAAAUUCUACAUCUCCAACAACUACACAACUCUCACAGCUCUACGUUUCCACAACUCUGCAUCUCUCACAACUCUACAUCUCCACAACUCUAUAUCUCCACAAAAUUCUACAUCUCCAACAACUACACAACUCUCACAGCUCUACGUUUCCACAACUCUGCAUCUCUCACAACUCUGUAUCUCCACAAGUCUAUAUCUCCACAAAAUUCUACAUCUCCCACAAUUCUACAUCUCCCACAACUCUACAUCUCCACAACUCUAUACCUCCACAAUUCUACAUCUCCCACAACUCUACAUCUCCACAACUCUACAUCUCCACAACUCUAUACCUCCACAAUUCUAUACCUCCACAAUUCUACAUCUCCCACAACUCUACAUCUCCCACAACUCUACAUCUCCACAACUCUAUACCUCCACAAUUCUACAUCUCCCACAACUCUACAUCUCCACAACUCUAUACCUCCACAAUUCUACAUCUCCCACAAUUCUACAUCUCCCACAACUCUACAUCUCCACAACUCUAUACCUCCACAAUUCUACAUCUCCCACAACUCUACAUCUCCACAACUCUAUACCUCCACAAUUCUACAUCUCCCACAACUCUACAUCUCCCACAACUCUACAUCUCCACAACUCUAUAUCUCCACAAAAUUCUACAUCUCCAACAACUACACAACUCUCACAGCUCUACGUUUCCACAACUCUGCAUCUCUCACAACUCCACACCUCCCACAAAUCUACGACCACAUGUAAGGUCGUAA
Homalodisca vitripennis (glassy-winged sharpshooter) is the source of this 1767-nucleotide messenger RNA. RefSeq lists its product as uncharacterized. Lineage: Eukaryota; Metazoa; Arthropoda; Insecta; Hemiptera; Cicadellidae. The record is from RefSeq and is a predicted model, not a curated record. The coding region runs from base 1 to 1767 and encodes 588 amino acids. The transcript has a single exon.